CCUCCACAGAGAUGGGGAUUUUCCUCCUGCUGAUGCUCCUGUUUUCAGGGACAGACUCCACACACCCCUAUGUACUGGUAUCCCCUGGGAAGAACUGGACUGAAGCUCAGAGAUACUGCAGAGAGGAACACACAGACCUGGCCAGCCUGAGGAACCAGACAGAGAACGAUCUGGUAACCAAAAUCAAAGGAUUUCCAAAUCCUGGAGAGGUCUGGAUCGGCCUCUUCAGAGAUGCCUGGGAGUGGUCAGAUGGCAGCAACUCCUCCUUUCGCCACUGGGAACAUGGAGAGCCCAACUAUGGCGACGACAAUCCAAAAGAUUUCUGUGUUGAAAUGAAAUCUCCGUCCGGUCAGUGGAAUGAUCAAAGCUGUGACACACCACGUCCCUUCAUCUGCUAUGAGGACAAGCUGGUUCUGGUUAAUGAGAGUAUGACCUGGAUGGAGGCUAUGCAGUACUGCAGAGAGCACCAUGUGGACCUGGUGUCUGUGACCUCUGAGAAGAUCCAGCGCUGGGUGGAGGGGUGGGCCAAAGGAGCCUCAACUACUUACGUGUGGCUGGGCCUGCGCCACUCCUGCACUUUUGGCUUCUGGUUCUGGGUGAAUGGAGACUCAGUCUGCUACGACAACUUUGCCUCCGAUGCAGACAGAAUGCCGGGAUGUGACAAAACUGUGGCAGCAGUCGACAAAGAUGGUGGCCAGUGGGUCAGCCUGCAAGAGACCCUGGCACUGGACUUCAUCUGCACCAAUGAGGAGUGCUAUAGGCCAGGCCACGGCCCCCGCGAGCAACAAGUUAAAGGUUCCUGA
This is a messenger RNA of Engraulis encrasicolus (European anchovy), 803 nucleotides long. Its product is annotated as C-type mannose receptor 2-like. The record is from RefSeq and is a predicted model, not a curated record. The annotation marks the transcript as partial. The transcript is spliced from 4 exons. Lineage: Eukaryota; Metazoa; Chordata; Actinopteri; Clupeiformes; Engraulidae.